Carassius auratus (goldfish) is the source of this 4571-nucleotide messenger RNA. Its product is annotated as palladin-like. Bases 1395 to 2321 code for a protein of 308 amino acids. NCBI's taxonomy places the organism in Eukaryota, Metazoa, Chordata, Actinopteri, Cypriniformes, Cyprinidae. The transcript is spliced from 5 exons. The record is from RefSeq and is a predicted model, not a curated record.
AUUCCACCUGCAUUAAAACACACUCUUAAUCAUCAACAUUACUGUUAUGAAUGUCAAUGAUGAGCACUAUAACCUCAGAAUUCAGCAUUACAAAACAGCAUUCUUUCCCUUAUUAUAGGUAUACAACUGGUCCACUUACAGUGAAGGCAGCUUAAACAAUCUUGGUGUAUUUUCAGAGCUAUCAAAAAACAAAACAUAGAAAUCAUCAUACUAUCAAAAUUACAAACCCUGCUUCUGUACCUCAGACCCAUCACUUAUUUCCUGACCACAAAAUCCAAAAGCAGGUUUGCUAUUAAAUGUUUAGAUUCUGUUUGGUAAAUCACAGAAAGAAUCAAGAAUAAGGAAUACCUCUCAGGAACAGUGUACAAUCACAAACAUGCAGCUUGUUUUAUUGAAUGCCCAAUCACCUGAAAAACACAAAGACUUAUGAUUAGAAGUCACUAGAUGCAUUAGUGCUCAGGGAAAGAAUAGUCAGCAGGAAGGAUGAAAAAAUCCAGAUAAUGUAUAUGUCCAAGAGACCAAUAAUGUGAGAAGGGAAGUUAGCAUCUUCUGAAAUAGAGAACAGGUUGGACGUCAAAAGAAUAUGCUCAAUAUUGUGAAAGAGAAAACAUUGUAAAAUAAAACAGGACUUCAUAUUGUUCUUGACUGUUGACAAAAAUGACGAAGGUCAAUUGAUAUGAAGUUAACCCAUAAUAAAGUAAAUUAAAAGUAGUUAGCCCUAAAUUAUACGUUUUCAAAGCAGAACAUGUAAGACCGUAGAGUAAAGUUGUGUCCAACCCUUCCUUGUCAAUGUUCUAUUCCAUCUACAGAGAGCACUGAAGUUUGUGGGUGUGUGCUUGUGUUUGUGUGUGUGUGUUUUAGAGACUCACGGCCCGUUUCUGUAAGCACAGAUCAAUCGACCCCUCAAUCAUUCUCUUUACAAAGUGCAGAGACUUCUGUAGGUAAACUGCCAACUGCCACUGGUUUUCCUCCAUGUUGGGUGGAGAUGAAGUCUUCAUCUUCCUCCUUCAAGCACUGCAAAAAGCAACAACAAACCAAGCUUGUUUGUGAUUGCCUUGCUUGUGACGAACUCUAACCUGAACAAACUUAGUGAGGCGGAGGUCCAUCUGCAUAAGAAUGUCUUCCCAAGCUUCAAACAUACAGGGUCCAAAUUUAGCGGUGCUCAGUAAGCGUCAGGGCCUGAGACAGAUGGGACAGCAGGCCACUCUGCAGCCACUCUAACCGGCUCACCUCAGAGCACUCGGCAAAAUAAGACAAAAGAAACAUAGACCAGAGAAAAGACCCACAACUCCAUGAAGAAAGAAGUACAUCUUUUCUAAUUUUCUUGGAUAGAGAACUUCAGAAACACUGGAACCUUCUGACAGGGACGGAUAUUUGCCAAAAUUGACUUAAGGAUGCAGGACGGGAGCUGGAAUGACACACUCCCCCCCUCUCUGCUGAUGAAAGAGGCGUGUCCUACAGGGGGCGUGUCCUUGGAGGGGGAUGGGAGCAUGCUUUUGUUGCCACCUCUUGAUGGUGAGGUUUACUUGGACUCAGUGGCUGAGCUAGAGAGUGGGGACGGGGACUUUCCAGAACUUUCUGCUUUCCUGAGCCAGGAUGAGAUCAGCCUCAGUCUGGACCUGGCUCGAGAAGCAAUGAGUGACGCAGGUGACCCAAAUGACCAAGAUGAACCCCCCGUUCCCACAGAGCACCUGCCCCUUUACUCAGAAACCAAAGACCCCAUUCUUCCAGAUUCAGCAUCUCAGUCUACUGACACCAAAUCAGGUAAAGUCACAUCCAAUCAGAGCAUGCCGCUCAGCAGGCCUAACCAGCUCUGUAAUGCUCCUGAAUCACCCGAAAAGUUUGUCUGCCAAAAAUCCAUCACACCAGUAUAUAAGCAGGACCGUCCCCGGCUGGUCCACGGAGGCCUGGAGCUCAAUGAACGAGCUGCUUCAACUUCUGAGUUCUGCAGCCGAGCUGCUACCUUCAUUGAAGAGCUCUCUUCCAUCUUCAAAGGCUCCACUCGUGUGGACCAGCAAGGUGAUGAAGACUCCUCUUCACCUGACAGUGGCUACUUGUCUCCAAGGAGCCAGCGGCUGGCCAUGCAGCAGGCUCAGCCACCUCUAUCCUCUUCAUCUUCCUCUGAGCCCCAGCAGGAAAGUAUGCAGCAGGUUCGGGCUGAUGUUGGCUCAGAUGAGCAUCAGGGUCGAGGGGUUAGUCUAGAUGGACCCAAGAGCCCUCCACGUUUCACCCAGAAACUGAAGAGCCAGGAAGUAGCAGAAGGAAGCCCUAUCCGCCUUGAAUGCAGAGUGUCUGGAAACCCCCUUCCACUAGUCAGGUAGGAUAACCUGGUUCAUGGUACUCAGGUAUCACCAGUACCCCUUAACUUUGGGUUGUGUUGUCUAAAAUGAUUUUGUUUUUUAGCAACUUGUUCGGGACUUUUUAAAGCACAAGGUGGUUUCUUGUUUUUGUGGUAAUAUGAAAUAACAUGAAAUAAAACAUAAAAAAGAAAAUGAAAAUUCUCAAGGGAAUGCUUGAUUCUCUGCUUGUUCUCAGCUGAAACAUACUGGGUAUAAAAUAGAACUAUGAUGAAACUUUAGGAAUUUUUAGUGAACUUGUUCUUUUGUUUAUUCGUCAAAAGCCCGUGCAAGGAAGAAACUAGCUGUUCCCGUCCUAGAUUGCUCUGUUUACUGGGCGAGCAUGAUUUCACCAAGUACAACAUGUUCCUGGAUCAACACCCUUGUCUUAUUUGGCAAAUGUGUGAAUGAGAUCUUACAGUAAGCAAGACAUUUAUGAGUGCCCUUUUUACUUGGUGAUUCAGGAAUUUGAUAUUUGUUCCCUGCCAGCACUGGAAAGUUAACAAACACACAGAUGCUAUUUUUAGUGAUGCCACUGCAGUCUUGCUGGUGCGGCGCCAAACUCAGUCCCCCCUGCGAGUGACUCCUCAGCGCUGUGUAAACUCAGAAUGAUUUCUGCAAAUGUUCCAGAGGAACACAAACACAAAGGGAGUGUGUGAAUUACUGAAUGCCUUUCAGGAGAGUUGACUUUUAAAUAUAAUUUUUGUCAGUAAUUUUUGAGGUUCUUGUGAGAUGCAAAUCUUGAUAUGUUUUGUGCUAUAUACAACUAAAGUGACUUAUAUUUUGUAGAUUUACUGUCCAAUACAUAUAAUAAAUAAACAUAUAAUAGAAGUCUUAAUUAGUGGAAUCAAAGCCCUUCCAAACCCCCCAUAAUUCAGGCACUGAACAUAAACAUAUCAAUGGCUCUGCUUUCUAUAAAUGUAAGCUGUUGUUGAUGAUCUAAAUAACUCAGAUGUCAUACUAGAUCUACCAUAUUUUCUCCAUUUGGACAUUGCAUUAUUGAAAUUCAGCAUUGUUGACCUAUAUGCUUCCAGCUCACAUUAUUGAGAUGGCAGCACUAAGCAGAGAUCAGCAGAGAUCAUCUGAGAGAGCAUGUUAUGUGUGUGCAGAUGUUUCAGAGAUAUUGUUGAUGGUGAACUGCUACUCGAGUGGGAUAUUCCACAUUGUGUGUGGGCAUAGUGUCCAAUGUGGAAAUUAGUGGUGAAAGACGGAUCACAGAAUGCCUGUGUGGUCCCAUUCCCCACCUUAAGAAUCAUGUUGGUGCAGCUGCUGUUUGAGUGGGGAUGUUUACUUGCAUUCAGUAGACGUUUUCAUUCCAGUAACUGCUGGUGUCUUCGAGCUCAGUGUGUCUUGUAAGAAGCGAUAAGGUCUGUGAACUCUCCAGCUCUUUUGUUAAUCUGCUAGCCCUGUUCUUCUCAUUAAAAUUAAAAGUGCAACUCAACACCUUGACUUAGUGGUUUAAAAGGUCAUUUUUAUUACAGAUGAUCCCUCCACUCCAUUGAUAACACUGAGUUAUAAUAAAAUAUUAUUAGAACAAGUAGUCGCUAUCAGUCAAAUGUAAUUCCUAUUGGCAUGUUUGUACUUGCAUGUAAGUCUGUUGUUGUUGUUGUUGUUUCCACUGUUCAAAAUCCCCAUGGAUAUUCAAAAGUUGAAUAAACAGAUACUGACAACAAACUUGUAAAGUGAGCAGUGGAUAAAAAGCUUUUAACCCUUUAGCUGUCGCCCCGUCCUGUAAACAGGACACCUACAUUUACUUCACUAUAUUACAAUUAAAUCAUAUCUAAUUUUGACAAACUAUAUAUCAUUAGAAAGGUUUAAGACUCCCAAAUAUAUAUUUUACCAAUGUUUUUUUUUGUUAAAAAUUAUGUAGGAAAAGUAAGAGAUUCAUUUAUGACAAGUGUGCACCCUCAAAAAUCUACAUUAUGGUUAUAGAUAAACAUAAAAAGACACUCUGCAAGUUCCUUACAUUCUGUGCAAGAAAAUGUAUUCUCUUGAACUGGUUAGUUGAUAAAGCCCCUUCUUGGUCACUAUGGCACAGGGUUAUAUUGGAAUACGUUUCAUUAGAUUAUCUAACCUGUGCAUCUUAUAAUAAAGAUGUCCUAUUUUAUAGAAGGUGGGACCCAUUUCUGACAUAUAUGGGCUUAGAUAUAUCCUCAAUUCUUAUUAGAGGGUUUGUUUGAUGAGGUUUAAAUGUGUGGCACAUUGGUGCAAAAAAAAAAAAAAAGAUAUAUUGUU